UGAAUAAAGUAAUUCAGUGUACAUGAUUUGAUUGAUUUAAAUGUGUUUGUAUUACAAUGUCAAAGCAAAUGCUGAAUACAAAUUGCAACGUAGAAAUGCCCGUCAGUGUCAUGUUGCGUGUUCAACUUGCACUUGUGAUUAUUCAUAAUUGUCAUUGAAAUAAUUGAAAUAGUUUGUAAUUGAAUAGCGAGAAAAUAUGUCAAACAUAAAUCGAUCCUUCCUUCUCGGGUACUUGUGCCUAAUUAUUCUAAAAUAUUGCAAUGGAGCAACGUCCGAUAUUGAAUUGGACGCAAAGGCACAAGCUUUACACAUUUUAGAUAGUUUAAAUCUUUUAUUAUAUACAAUGUUAUUAAUUUUAACUGUAUUAACAAUAUGGACAUUUAAACAUCGCCGCUUGAGGUUCCUUCAUGAAACGGGUCUCGCUGUCAUUUACGGUCUCAUAGUAGGAGCGAUAAUCCGAUUCGGAUUUAAACCAAAUAGUAAAAAUUUAUCCAUGUUCGUUGAGCCUAGCAGUCCAAACAAUUACCACGACACAGUGCCGCCAGACACUUUAUGGUUGCAUUUUCCUGAAGAUAAAGGCGGAGGUGUCGUUAAGAAUAAAACGUUCGCUUACAAUUUUCGCGGUGAAAUUUUCAAACGGGGCAAUGAUAUUGACCUUAAGGCGACCUUCGACCCCGAGAUAUUUUUCAAUAUAAUCCUGCCUCCUAUUAUCUUCCAUGCAGGCUACAGUUUAAAAAGGAAAUACUUUUUUCGCAAUUUAGGAGCUAUUUUAACCUAUGCUCUAAUUGGUACGACGAUAUCGUCUUUCGUUAUUGGGAUUUUGAUGUACGGCUUUAUACAACUUAUACCGCAUUUGUCUACGUCGUUCACAUUUUUGGACACUCUGUAUUUUGGAGCGCUAAUUUCACCUACUGAUCCGUUGACAAUCAUUUCGAUAUUUAAUGAUUUACACGUCGACGUUAAUCUCUACGCUUUAGUAUUUGGUGAAAGCGUUUUGAAUGAUGCAGUUGCUAUUGUACUUAGCGGAUCCAUACAGCAUUAUCGUUCACAGUCUGUAUCGGGUGGAUUCGAAACUUUCGCUUUCUUCCGAGCUCUCGGCGAUUUCGUUGGGAUAUUCAGCCUGUCGCUGUUUAUUGGCGCUACAAUGGGAUGCAUCACGGCAUUGCUUACGAAAUUCACGAGAGUUCGAGAUUUUCCACUUUUGGAAUCGGCUUUAUUCGUUCUUAUGUCAUAUAGUACUUUCCUCAUUGCCGAAGCAUCGGAUCUUACCGGUGUUGUUGCCGUCUUGUUCUGCGGUAUAUGCCAAGCUCAUUAUACCUACAAUAAUCUAAGUCCAGAUUCUCGCCAAAGGACAAAACAGUUAUUUGAGUUACUCAAUUUUUUAGCAGAGAAUUUUAUAUUCAGUUACAUUGGUGUGUCGAUGUUCACGUUUCCAAAACAUCGAUUUGAUCCUGGUUUCAUGUUCGCGGGAUUCUUUUGUGCCAUGUUGGGACGAGCAGUGAAUGUUUAUCCUCUCUCUUUCUUAAUGAAUUUGGCAAGAAAGCCCAAAAUUUCAUUAAACUAUCAGCACAUGCUGUUCUGUGCUGGCUUACGUGGUGCAAUGAGUUUUGCCCUGGCGAUUAGAAAUACAGUUUCGGAAGCCAGACAAGCUAUGCUAACCACCACUAGUCUCAUCGUCAUAUUGACGGUAAUUUUCCAAGGUGGAGCAACCACGCAGUUUUUAAGCUGGUUCAAAAUACCAGUCGGUGUGGAUGAAGAAGUAGAGGGUUUAUCGCAUAACGGCGUCAGAAGCAUGUACAAUACCGUGGACACAACCGAAUCCGGUGGCGAAGGUGGCUUUGGCGAUCUGGAUAUGCGACGGGAGAGAAGUCCCCCGUACAAUUCUAUGCAGGAUGGACCAUCGUCGGCACCUGGGUCAAAGCCAAAUGAAAAAGCCCUUCUCGCAAGGGUUUGGGGUAAUUUUGAUACCCGUUUUAUGAAACCGCUAUUGACGCAUUCGCGACCUACGCUUCUGGAAACUUUGCCAGUUUGCUGUGGUCCAGUAGCUAGGAUUCUUACUACUACGCAACAAAUGACCCAGGAGGACUUGGGACGAAGAGUGGAUUCAGAUUCGGAUCUCUGUCUUGAUGAUCGCGAAAUUGAAAGACGAAGAACAAAUAGUAUUCAACCGACACAAGUAUGGAGUACCAGAAAAGAAAGUGUAUAAAUAAAAAAGCUGGCUUUUGUUUUUUCUGUGAAUCGGAAUAUUAUACUUCGUGUUUUAGUGUUUGUCUACAAUAAUUAUAUUUAUACAAGAGUGACACCCUUUUAAGUUGUAUAUUUCACUAUUUUAUCAUGAGAAAAUUACCUGCGUAUUUUGUAAACGUUUUUUUUUUUUUUGUUGCUUGCUUGCUUUUUCUUUGAACAAAUCAAAUGAUAUACAUGAUAUAAACGAAUUUUUUUUAGAGAAAAAGAUGAUGCAUGAUUAUUAAUAUAUAUUUUUUCAGAAUAUCGUUAGUUUUCACUUUUUUUUAAAUGUACAGCAUUUAAUUAAUUUAGUUUCGUGUCAAGCAAGCAGACUUAAUCAGGUAGAUGGAUCAGUAUUAAAAAAAUCCAAGUAUAAUUACGAUGAUACGAUAUGUAUAAAUAUUUUGGAGCAAAGAUUUUAUUAGUUUUAGUGGAAAAUUUAAAUUUCUAUUAAUAUUUAGUUUAAUGCAUUGUUUUCUUGUUUUGUUUGUAAAUGCAGGUUGAUUUGAAAAUCAUUUUUUCGAAUAGUUAUAGAGUUCAGUAUAAUAAUUAGUAAUUACUACUUCUGUAAAUUAGUUUCUUGUUGUAAAAUUUAUUCUCGUGAAAAGGAGGAGUAAAAGAUUUAAAAGAAAAAAAUAAGGAUAUGAACAAAAGAGUUAUUUUUAUAAACUUUCUUUACAUUACAUUAAGUUUCUUGCCUAAAAUAUAAAUUUAAUAUUACAUAUGUAGCUUUAGAUGUUGUAGCAAUAAAAUAAAAAUAUUAUUACUACUUUUCAAAGUCUUUUCAAAGUCUUUUCAAAGUAGCCUGCAUAAUAAUUUUGAGAAAAUUUAUGUUCUUCAAUUAUUAUUUUUAGAAGAUAUUUUCGUUCUAAACUAUAUAUUUGUAUAUAAAUUAUUAAUGAAAUUAAAGUAGGUUCUUGAUAUAUUUAAUAUAAUUCAUAUGGAACAGCUGGAAACUGUGACAGGAGAAGUUGGUCUGGGACCACUGCAACUGCAUACACGCGUCGUCCUGCCAGGUUUCAUUGGCAGACACUUAUAAUUAUCAUUAUUAUUAUUAUUAAUAAUCGUCUUUCAACAAAAAGUA
Messenger RNA from Leptopilina heterotoma, 3310 nucleotides. It is a transcript of the gene Nhe3, whose product is annotated as sodium/hydrogen exchanger 7. Gene Ontology annotation, biological process: regulation of pH; proton transmembrane transport; sodium ion transport. The transcript is spliced from 14 exons. Gene Ontology annotation, molecular function: sodium:proton antiporter activity. NCBI's taxonomy places the organism in Eukaryota, Metazoa, Arthropoda, Insecta, Hymenoptera, Figitidae. Gene Ontology annotation, cellular component: membrane; recycling endosome. The coding region runs from base 197 to 2206 and encodes 669 amino acids. The record is from RefSeq and is a predicted model, not a curated record.